Macadamia integrifolia is the source of this 1422-nucleotide messenger RNA. RefSeq names its product expansin-A13-like. Lineage: Eukaryota; Viridiplantae; Streptophyta; Magnoliopsida; Proteales; Proteaceae. The coding region runs from base 253 to 1044 and encodes 263 amino acids. The transcript has 2 exons. Gene Ontology annotation, biological process: plant-type cell wall organization. The record is from RefSeq and is a predicted model, not a curated record. Gene Ontology annotation, cellular component: extracellular region.
AGGCCUUGACUGAGCCCAUAAAUUCUAAGCCCACCAAAACAUCGGCCCAAGCCCACUCUAAAAUAUAACGAGCUUUAAGAACACUCUCAAAAGGUUGCCAAGUGGAAAUCAAAACUCACCAGAAGCUUCUCUCUUCCUCACUGUCCCCUCUCUCUCUAACGUUACUCUUCCCACUCUGAGUGUCUGAGCGUUUUGGCUCCCACUUCAAAAACCCAAAUUCCCACUGAUCGAUUAAGCAAAGAAGAUCCAAAAAUGCCGUUAAGAAUCAUACACGCCCUAACAUUCCUAUACUUUGCUACCUCAUUUACCUUUGCCCACUUCUCUUCCUCCACUUCUUCUUCCUCAUCACCAGCGUUGUCGGAAUGGAGAUCGGCAAGAGCAACCUACUACGCAGCUCUAGAUCCUCGGGACACGGUAGGGGGUGCGUGCGGGUACGGAGAUCUGGUGAAGAAAGGGUAUGGGCAAGCCACGGUAGGUCUGAGCAGCGUUCUUUUCGAGAAGGGUCAGAUCUGCGGUGCCUGUUUCGAGAUCAGAUGUGUUGAUGAUCUUAAGUAUUGUAUCCCCGGAACCUCCAUCAUCGUCACCGCCACCAACUUCUGUGCUCCCAACUAUGGCCUUACAGCCGAUGCCGGUGGCCGCUGCAACCCUCCGAAUCGCCAUUUUGUUCUUCCCAUAGAAGCUUUUGAGAAGAUCGCCAUUUGGAAGGCAUCCAACAUGCCCGUUCAGUAUCGCAGGAUCAAAUGCAGAAAGGAAGGCGGAAUUCGAUUUACAAUUGACGGCUCUGGUUAUUUCUACUCAGUCUUGAUCAGCAAUGUUGCAGGUGCUGGAGAUGUAAUGGCUGUGAAGAUUAAGGGAUCACAAACAGGGUGGCUGCAGAUGGGUAGGAAUUGGGGCCAAAACUGGCACAUUAAUGCUGAUCUAAAGAAUCAACCCCUCUCAUUCGAGGUCACCGCAAGUGAUGGAACCACAGUUACAUCUUACAGUGUCGCACCCAAGGACUGGAAUCUCGGGCAGACCUUUGAAGGGAAACAAUUCCAACAAUAGGAACACUUAACAAAAGCAAAAAGGACACGGAAAGGAAACCGAUUCUACUUAUUUUGUUUUCUCUCAAAUAGAGGGGAAACAAGGGGUUGAUUAUGGAUUCUAACAGUGAUUCUGCAUCAAGCUUUGCUCUUUUGAUACAGAGAAGUAGAUGGGGAUCGGAGGGAAAUGGUGAUUUGAGGUUGGUCUGAAGGAGAAUUCAGCAAUGCUUGAGUGGAAGAGCUUGGGCAAUGCCAUGGAAGUGAAUUUUGGGAUAAAAUCCAUUUUUAUGAGUUAGCUCACUAUCUAGAUGGUUAAGGAAAUUUUUGUAUCAUUUAUACAUAAGUUAUCUUGGAAAUGGGAAGAAAUGCUUUGCAGAGUUGCAAGUUCUUCUGUUUUGCA